CUGAUAACGACAAUUUUUACGUUUUCUAGUCAUAAUUUUCGUCGUUUUCGACCCAUUUUAGUGCCGCCGAAUAAGUCUUGAUUUCUCAAUCAACUAUUUUUGUACUGUUACUGUUUACUUUUCUCCUCAGGUAAUUCGUGAGGUUUGAAUUAAGAGUCAUGCCUACCUGGAGUCAAAUUCAAUCUCAACUUCAGAAUGCUAACAAUCCGGUGGUUUUUUUCGAUAUCAUGGUGGGAGCCACAGAGAUUGGAAGAAUGAUAAUGGAGCUUUAUGCAGAUGUAGUUCCGAAAACAAGUGAAAACUUCAGACAGUUUUGCACCGGGGAGUACAAACGAGAUGGAGUCCCCUAUGGUUACAAGGGAGCUAGUUUCCAUCGAGUCAUCAAAGACUUUAUGAUUCAAGGUGGUGACUUCGUAAAUGGUGAUGGCACAGGUUUGAUGAGUAUCUACGGGGGAAGCACUUUUGCCGAUGAGAAUUUCAUUUUAAAACACGAUGCACCAGGACUUCUUGCUAUGGCAAACAGUGGAAAGGACACAAACGGAUGCCAGUUUUUCAUAACAUGUGCUAAAUGUAAUUUCCUCGAUGGCAAGCAUGUCGUGUUUGGUCGUGUAAUCGAUGGAUUAUUAGUCAUGAGAAAAAUUGAGAAUGUUCCGACUGGACCAAAUAAUAAACCAAAAAUACCAGUCAUUAUUUCUCAGUGUGGGCAGAUGUGAUGAAAGCAAUCAAGUUUUCAUGUUCCACAACAAACAUCAAAAUCCAAACUUGGGCGAUCACACCUCAUGGUGUGAAGGGGCGGUGAUCAAAACUGGGUUUGCCAAAAAUCCAGGCCAGUGCUAUUUUCCUACAGAUAGGCCAAUUAUUGUGUUCAAAGUGGAAGAAAGUGUAGUGUCCCAACUCCUAUGGUUUCUCGUCAGUGCAGGUACCUUCAUAAGACUCAAUAUUCAGGACGAAGUUUAGGAGCUAUCUUUAAAAUAUUUUUUCUUGACUCCGAAUUUUGGACGAGAGAAAAAUUUUUUCAGUUGAAUUCAAAACUAUUCCCAACUCAUUUCUUCCCGAAAUGCAAUUCAGUAUAUUUCUGUUGACUUUGGUCCAAUGAAAGUACCCGCAAAAGAAAUAUUUUGCCAGCUCUGCUAUCUGAAAGUCUCUCCGGCAGCUGUUGUUAACCCAUGCACCCUUAAAAAGUUCAGUUGUGAUAUGUCGAGCCUCAUGCUAAGAUGGCAAGUUGCGUCUUGAGUUUGAAGGGAACCAUUAUGAUCGCCGGCAAAGUCUGUUAGGUUCCCAUCUUUGUUAGAUAAAAGAAAAAGGAAAGCCUUUUUUGGUAGUUUCUUUGAAAACUUGACAUGCUGAUAGUAUUCCAAACAAUGGUCUGGUCAAUUUAUGUUGUCUGUCAACUUGCAAAUUAACUUCUUUCAUAACACCAGUUGUAAAUGGACUACAUUUAGCAAUAAAACUGGCAUUUCUAGCUUAUCCAAAAAAACAACUAUCUGCUGAAAAAAACUAUCGACACACAUGCUGUUUCUGAAAUGAGCUAGGCAUAGUAGUUCUAAAUGGUAAAUUUAGUCCAAAUUUGAAUAAAAAGCAUGAGGGUCAUUUCUGCAGGGGAUCUUUUAUAUUAAACUUUUCAAAUCUUUGAGCCCCUUUUUAUGUCUGAUAUUUGUUUUACAACAAGAACUUACUACUCUGCUCAGAUGAGUUCGAAGAAUUUUAGCUUCUAAGGUUCAAAUGUAUUAACUGUGUUAAGAUAAUGUUUUUAUUAUUUUUUUACUGAAUGAAAAAGAAUAAUACAUAUGUAUUGAGCAAAGUGAAAAA
Molecule: messenger RNA, 1809 nt
Organism: Bemisia tabaci
Lineage: Eukaryota; Metazoa; Arthropoda; Insecta; Hemiptera; Aleyrodidae
Product: peptidyl-prolyl cis-trans isomerase H
Biological process (GO): protein peptidyl-prolyl isomerization; protein folding
Cellular component (GO): intracellular membrane-bounded organelle; cytoplasm
Molecular function (GO): peptidyl-prolyl cis-trans isomerase activity; cyclosporin A binding
Source: RefSeq, a predicted model, not a curated record